GUGGACGGAGCAUAUACCUAUGUCUCCCAUGGAAGGUUGCCCCACUGUGUUUCAAGUUAUAUGCAGCUUGUCUCCAGGAUAUCAUCAGUAUAAGUUUUAUGUCGAUGGGGAGUGGCGGUAUGAUGAACACCAGCCAUGUGUAAGAGGGAAUUAUGAUGUAGUUAAUUCUGUAUUAAUAACUAGGGAACCAUCCAGCAUGGACAUAGAUGAUGGUUUUAAUCAUCCUCAGGAAAUGGUUACACCAGCAAGUAUUUCUGUGGCUGAUAUAGAUGUCUCUCGUCAUCGCAUAUCUACAUUCUUGUCUACACAUACUGCAUAUGAAUUGCUUCCGGAGUCAGGCAAGGUCAUUGCCUUAGAUGUUAAUUUACCUGUGAAGCAGGCAUUUCACAUUCUCCAUGAACAGGGAAUCCCUGUUGCUCCACUCUGGGACUUUUGCAAGGGCCAGUUUGUUGGAAUUCUUAGCGCAUUGGACUUUAUCCUUAUUCUAAGAGAGCUGGGGAAUCAUGGUUCAAAUUUGACAGAGGAAGAGUUGGAGACUCACACAAUAUCUGCUUGGAAGGAGGGAAAGAUGCACCUCAGUAGACAAAUGGAUGGCAAUGCAAGAUCAUAUCCUAGACAUCUUAUUCAUGCGGGGCCUUAUGAUAGUUUGAAAGACGUUGCUAUAAAAAUUUUGCAAAGCAAGGUGGCCACAGUUCCCAUUAUCCAUUCUUCUUCACAGGAUGGUUCAUUUCCGCAGAUACUUCAUCUAGCUACAUUAUCUGGAAUACUAAAAUGUAUAUGCAGGAAUUUUAAACAUUCUUCUAGUUCCUUGCCUGUUCUUCAGCAACCAAUAUAUUCAAUUCGCGUAGGUACAUGGGUUCAAGAAAUUGCAGAAGUUAACGGACAGCCUUCGACAAUGAAACGGCCUUUUGCCAUGUUAAAUAAAAAUGCCUCUCUUGGUGACGCCCUAUCAUUGUUAGUUCAAGCUGAAGUAAGUUCAAUACCAAUAGUGGAUGAGAAUUACUCAUUGGUCGACAUAUACUCAAGAAGUGAUAUAACUGCUUUGGCCAAAGAUAAAGCUUACGCACAGAUUCAUCUUGAUCAAUUGAGUAUUCUUCAGGCGUUACAACUGGGACAAGAUGCAAAUCAUACUUAUGGCUUCUUGAAUGGACAGAGAUGUCACAUGUGUCUAAGAUCUGAUCCUUUGCACAAAGUGAUGGAGCAAUUGGCAAAUCCUGGGGUUAGGAGGCUUGUGAUUGUGGAGGCUGGCAGCAAGCGCGUAGAAGGGAUUAUUUCAUUGAGUGACGUAUUCAGGUUCUUGCUUGGUGUUUAGCGGGAUUAUUAAGCCACCAGGGGCACAAAUAGAUUGCCAAGGUGACGAUGAGUAAGGAAGAACCCAUUUGUUUUAUUGACUGUUUUUGUGUCUGAUGCUUCAUCCCCCUUCUUGAGAUUGGAUCAGCUUCACGCUUCAUGCUUCCUAGCCAUCUGCUUCUCUUUUUUAGGACAAAUUUCGAAGAGCAAGAAAAAGGAAAAAUAUUUGUAAAUUGAGGACCCAUUUUCUUCUUUUUUUUCAAAUAUCGUUAUUACCAUCAACCACGCUGCUGGAGCAGCUCUCUCCUUUAUUAUUAUUAUGCAUCUAACAGAAAAAACAUAAAAAACACAAAAGGAAAAAAAAAAAAAAAAGGAA
This is a messenger RNA of Rubroshorea leprosula, 1666 nucleotides long. NCBI's taxonomy places the organism in Eukaryota, Viridiplantae, Streptophyta, Magnoliopsida, Malvales, Dipterocarpaceae. The record is from the annotation of a GenBank genome assembly.